Messenger RNA from Mauremys mutica (yellowpond turtle), 1131 nucleotides. RefSeq names its product CD8b molecule (gene CD8B). Gene Ontology annotation, molecular function: MHC class I protein binding; coreceptor activity. Gene Ontology annotation, cellular component: cell surface. Gene Ontology annotation, biological process: regulation of immune response. The transcript is spliced from 6 exons. The record is from RefSeq and is a predicted model, not a curated record. The coding region runs from base 114 to 713 and encodes 199 amino acids. NCBI's taxonomy places the organism in Eukaryota, Metazoa, Chordata, Testudines, Geoemydidae.
CUUGGACGGAGGGCUGAGCCACUGAAGACCUGCCUAGUGAGGUCAACAGCCUACAGGGGGUGCCAGGAGAAAAAGAAGAUUGCAGCACCACACCCAGCUGACAGGAGGCGCUCAUGAUAUGUUGCCAGAAAACCCCACCUAUAUUUCAGACUCCACCACGUAUUAUAGCUCUGAACAACAGUACGAUGGAAUUGGUCUGUGCAUUGAAAAGUGAACAGUUUACCCAAUCAGGGAUCUAUUGGUACCGAUGGAGCAAGGAGAUCCAAGACUUCCAGUAUGUACUAUUUUCAAAUGUUUUUCAGAAACACACCAUCACCAACAACAUCGACAAAGACAGGUUUAAUGUGAGCAAAGGAAGCUUUCGGCACACAUACACUCUGAAGAUCAGGAAGCUUCAGCCUUUGGACGCUGGCACAUAUUACUGCGCUGUCUCCCAUUCCUCAGAGCUGCUCUUUGGCAAUGGAACGGAGCUUAGCGUGGUCGACUCUUUGCCUUCCACUGAAAAACCUACAGAGAAUACGCCGCCCCCGACGAAACCUGUGAGGUGCAUAAUUCCUGCUAAAAUGAAAGGUUCUUCCUGCAGCGGCUUCAUCUGGGCCCCAUUAGUGGCAUGUGCUGUUAUUUUACUGCUGUCUCUGGUUGCUGCCAUCCGUCGCUUUCAGCGCCUGCGCAGGAGACUGCGGCUUCAUUUCAACAAACAGGUUUUUAAGUAAGAUGAAUACCUGGAGGAUUCUUCCGUGUUGCACAUCAGAUGGCUACUGUAAAUGCCACACGAGAUCAACACCUGGAACACAUGAGCCAGGAGGAAUGUUAUGGAAAACAAUCUGAGACUUGAAAUGCAGAGUAGAUAUUUGUUCUCUGGGAUUUACCACAGCUAUAUUUAGUAUUCUCUCACUUACUACAGCUUACAAAUUGUAGGGUCAGGUCCCGCAAAAUGCCAGCUGAGCUGCCUCCUGCUGCAUGCCUUCAAUUCCUUCUAAAGUCAUCAGGCUUUGGGGCUGCUCAGCACCUUACAGGAAUAACCGCUAGUUUGCUGUAUGUGUUGUCAUGUACAAUAGUGUGUAAAUAGUGUUUUUGUACAAUGUACUGAAAAAUUCUUCUGCAGAGCUUCAUGGCACUCUAUACAUUCAA